This is a messenger RNA of Cynara cardunculus var. scolymus (artichoke), 2150 nucleotides long. Its product is annotated as ceramide kinase-like. Lineage: Eukaryota; Viridiplantae; Streptophyta; Magnoliopsida; Asterales; Asteraceae. Gene Ontology annotation, molecular function: kinase activity. The record is from RefSeq and is a predicted model, not a curated record. The coding region runs from base 158 to 1960 and encodes 600 amino acids. The transcript is spliced from 12 exons.
CAUUUCAACAACCAAAUCAAGAACGCCUCCAUUAUCCAAACGGGAACAUCCUAGUUUUGUUUGUUUUGACUCGCAGAUUGAAAUCUUCAUACCAUCCUUCCCAUUUUGAGAAAAAGUUCCAUCUUUUAUACAUCAACUUUUGUGGGGUUUAUCAAUUAUGAAGAGAAAUGGAGAUUAUUCGAUGCCACAUGAUGACUCUCAGCCACAUAUCCAAUAUGAUAUUGAUGCUGCUGACAAACCCUCAAUUUUAGCUUCAAAUUUCUUCAUGGAUCAGGUUGGGGAGAUUCUUCUUACCCUCAAACCAGAUGGAUUAUCUUGGAAAUUGAUGGAAUCUCUUUCAAAUGAGGAUGGCUCAAGCUGUUGGGGGAUACGACUUGCUUCCAAAGGUGAUACUUCAAUCAAGAUUUCUGAUGUAUAUGCUGUUGACUUCAUUGAUUGGGGAUUGGUGCAUGAAACUCGUCAUACAAAUGCAGGAUGCCUGUUUGAUCAUGUAUCUGAGAUGUACCGGUUCAGAGUGCAUGGUAUCCAGAAGUCCAAGGCUCAACCUUCUCUUUGGACUUCAAUUAUACACACUUUUGGUCACGACGAUAAGCAGACAUGUCAAAUGUGGGUGAAGCAAAUAAAUAUGUUUCUUGGCUUGGAAACCAACAGGCCUAAGAGUCUUCUGGUUUUUGUUCAUCCGAGGAGUGGAAAAAGAAACGGAUGUCGAAUUUGGGAAAAUGUGGCUCCUCUCUUUUCUCGAGCCAAAGUAAAAACAAAGGUUGUUGUAACAGAGAGGGCUGGGCAUGCCUUUGAUGCAAUGAAUUCUAUUACAAAUAGGGAGCUUACUUCCUAUGAUGGGGUUGUUGCUGUUGGAGGCGACGGGUUAUUCAAUGAGAUCCUAAAUGGGAUUCUUUUGUCAAGACACAACGCUCCCUAUCCACCUGUCCCUCCGGAUCAUAGUCAAACCGUCGAUACCCAUAAUGAAAUAGUGGAUCCUGGCCCAACCGUAACUAUGGCUGAGCCAUUGGCUUCUGGUGAGGAUGAGUCACCUCUCCUGAGUACACCACUUGAAUCACAUGUCGCAAAUCCUAACCUUGAUCCUGAAGUUUCUUUCCCAAAUGAACGAUUUCGCUUUGGACUCAUUCCUUCUGGUUCAACCGAUGCCAUUGUUAUGUGCACAACUGGAGCCCGGGAUCCGGUGACAUCAGCAUUGCAAAUUAUCUUGGGCGAAAGAUUACAGUUGGAUAUAGCUCAAGUUGUGAGAUGGAAAACGUCACGAACAUCCAAGGACGAGCCUCGUGUACGCUAUACUGCUUCGUUUGCUGGGUAUGGAUUUUAUGGAGAUGUGAUUACAGAAAGCGAAAAAUAUCGAUGGAUGGGGCCAACACGAUACGAUUACGCAGGAACGAAGGUGUUUCUUAAGCACAGAUCAUACGACGCAGAGGUGUCUUAUAUAAAAGUAGAACAAGAUAAAACGAAUACACGAGCCAAUCAAAGAAGAAUAAAGGCAUUUUGGGACCUCUCCAAGGAGCCAGAAAGAGCACUUUGUCACGCCAAGUGCAAUGUUUGUAAUACGAACCAAACAUCCGACACGCUUCAAGAAUCAAAGUUGACGAGAGUUAGAGGACGGUUUCUUAGCAUCGGUGCGGCUGUCAUAUCGUGCAGAAAUGAAAAGGCACCCGAUGGCUUUGUCGCUGAUGCGCACCUUUCAGACGGCUUCCUGGAUCUUAUUCUCAUCAAAGACUGCCCUCGUGCUUUCUAUUUAUGGCAUCUCACCCAACUAGCAAGAAAGGGCGGAACACCAUUGGACUUUGAUUUCGUCGAACAUCAUAAAACGACAACUUUCACGUUCACUUCAUUCGGGGAUGAGAGCGUGUGGAAUGUGGAUGGUGAGGUUCUUGUAGCCCACAAAUUGUCGGCACAAGUCUUCCGUGGUCUCAUUAGCUUGUAUGCUUCUGGCCCUGAAACUCGAGAGUGAAAAAGUAGCCGUGUAUUUUGUACAAGUGUAUAGAUGCAGUUUUAUAUUAUAUCAGGAUUAGCAAAUAACCAAGUAUUUUGUAUAAGUGUGGCCAUCUAAUUCUUUCAUUAACUUUAAUCAAUCAGGUUGGUAUUUUUCAACUUGUAGGAUGAUGUUAGAACUUGGAUCACCAGAGUCAAACUUAUAUAAA